AUGGUCGCCACCGUGCAGAAGCCCGCGCCCGCGUUCAAAGCGAGCGCCAUCGUCGACGGCCUCUUCAAGGAGGUCGCCCUCUCCGACUACCUCGGCCAGUGGGUCAUCCUUUUCUUCUACCCCAUGGACUUCACCUUCGUCUGCCCGACGGAGAUCCUCGCGUUCAACGACGCUCUCCCCGCGUUCACUGCCAUCAACACCGUCCUCCUCGCGGCCUCGACCGACUCGCAGUACUCGCACUUUGCCUGGGCGACGUCCCCGCGCAAGCAGGGCGGUCUCGGCCCGGACCUCAAGCUCCCGCUCAUCGCGGACCGCAACAUGUCGAUCUCGCGCGACUACGGCGUCCUCAUCGAGGACGAGGGCAUCGCCCUCCGCGGGCUCUUCAUCAUCGACCCCAAGGGCAUCCUCAGGCAAAUCACGAUCAACGACCUCCCCGUCGGCCGCUCGGUCGAGGAGACGAUCCGGCUCGUGAAGGCGUUCCAGUUCACCGACGAGCACGGCGAAGUGUGCCCCGCGAACUGGAGCGAGGGCGCGAAGACGAUGAAGGCGGACCCGAAGGGCUCGCUCGAGUACUUCGCGAGCGUCGAGAACGGGAAUGUGAGCAAGAAGCGCGCCCGCACUGACUGA
This is a messenger RNA of Epithele typhae, 627 nucleotides long. Its product is annotated as peroxiredoxin. The transcript is spliced from 6 exons. NCBI's taxonomy places the organism in Eukaryota, Fungi, Basidiomycota, Agaricomycetes, Polyporales, Epitheliaceae. Gene Ontology annotation, biological process: response to oxidative stress; cell redox homeostasis; cellular response to stress. The record is from RefSeq and is a predicted model, not a curated record. Bases 1 to 627 code for a protein of 208 amino acids. Gene Ontology annotation, cellular component: cytosol. Gene Ontology annotation, molecular function: thioredoxin peroxidase activity.